Nicotiana tabacum (common tobacco) is the source of this 999-nucleotide messenger RNA. Lineage: Eukaryota; Viridiplantae; Streptophyta; Magnoliopsida; Solanales; Solanaceae. The record is from RefSeq and is a predicted model, not a curated record.
UUCCGAACCACAUUUCCAUUUAAGGCAUCAAGGCGAAACAAUUACUCUUUACUGCGGCAUGGAUUCUCUGAGUUCUCGCCAAAAGAAGGAAAUAAUUUGUCAAAUUUCUGACCUGUUAUUUCCACUACUGAAGUCAAUGUGGUGCUUGCUUCUUUUUCUUACAAGCAUUUGCUUGUCUCAAAAGUAUACGACCUUCACUUUAUACAAUAAUAAUGCUCUCAUUUGCUAGGAAUGCUCAUUAUCUUUGUUGCAUUUUCUUACAUUCUGGAGUCGUUAGUAACUUAGAUCUUACAAUUGACAGCGGGUGGAAUCAUUUAUGUCUGCACUGAGAGAAGUUGCGGAGGAAAGUGGAUUAGCUUUGAAGAAGCUUGACAAGAAAUUGGAAAGAACUCUUCUGCACUCGUAUCGCAAGGAUUUGACAUCUCAGAUUUCUGCUGAAACGGAUCCAGUUUCCCUUUUACCACAAGUUAUAUCUCUGCUUUAUGUACAGGUUCAUGGAAAAGCUCUGCAGGCUCCUGGUAGGGCCAUAUCAGCUGCUGUCGCUCGGUUAAAGGAUAAACUGGACGACUCGGCAUUCAAGACCUUGGUUGAUUACCAGAGUGGAACAGUGAGCCUGUUGGCUCUAAUGUCUGCUGCUACCGGCGAUGAGGAAGAUUGUGCAUCUGACAGAAUUUUGACCAAAAGGGAGCUCUUAGAGGAAUUGAUACCUGCAUUGAAAGGCUUAGUGCUUAGUACCUCACAGUCACAGACAUGACUUGGAUAGAUUCAACUUCAGGGAAUAAGAAGAUGGAAGCAUUCAUCUUUCUUCUCUUCAAAGGUUUCUUGUAUCAUAACCAGAGUUAAGAGGAGUUGCUACACAUCAAACAGCUAGAAGAGAUUUCCUUAGGAACUUAGUCCUGGUCAAAGACUUUAGCUCGCAUAUAAUUGGUGACUUGUACAAAUAGAUAUUGUAUAUCUGUUUUAUACCAAGUUGGCACAAAAUUUACUUUUGGUCAUUUA